AUGAAUGAUUCACCUUCUGAAGACGUCGUUGAAGACUUUGCACGGCAAUUAGAGCAAGUGUGCUCUAUUACACCUGUUCAUCAAACAACGCACCAACAAGGCAGUGAGAGUGAGAGUGAAAGCGACAACGAGAUUCCCUUUGGAUAUGAACAAUUGGCCCAAGAAGAGGAUGAAGGGGUAUCUUUGACCGAUGAGGAUGAGGAUGAUAGGGAACCAGUGAUUGAUCUUCCACAAGGACCACCGACGUUAUCACCAUUAGAAAAAUCCGAAGAAGUCUCGGAAGAUACAGCCAACACUAUUAAAUCAAUCAUGAGCAAGAUCCAGUUAUCAGAUCAAGCAGUGCCUGAGUGGGCCAAAGCAAUCCCGGAAUCGAUGUGGAUACCUCGAUUAGAUGAUAGUAGUAGUGGUAGCAACGGUAGCAAUAGUAACCAUGAUAUCGGUAGUGAGCAAGUAAAAGGAGAUGAAUGA
This is a messenger RNA of Lichtheimia ornata, 468 nucleotides long. RefSeq lists its product as uncharacterized. Lineage: Eukaryota; Fungi; Mucoromycota; Mucoromycetes; Mucorales; Lichtheimiaceae. The record is from RefSeq and is a predicted model, not a curated record. Bases 1 to 468 code for a protein of 155 amino acids. The transcript is spliced from 5 exons.